UGUUUCUUUUUUUAUACAAACCGUUGUCGCGAGAUCCGUCGAGUUGCUGAUUAUUUAAAUACGACUUAGAAAAAGAAAAGACAGGGAGAAGGAAAAAGAGAGGAAGUUCGAAGGGAAGAAAGAUUUGUAACGUUUUCGCUGGUUAAUGCGCAAUAUCGCAAGAGAAGCGGAAGAACACGGUGAAACGUGUGACACGUUGGUGUUGGUAUAGAGGAGUUCUGUAGCCCCGCGGCGGAUCGGUCGAAUUGUUUUUGUCGGUUGAUAAAGAAAACAGAAGGUCGCAAAUUGAAGAAUGGUAGUCAAGAACGAGAACACCAGGAAUGGGCAUGAGCUGGCUCCGUUGAACGAGGAACGUCAGGCUGGCCAGAACGUGACAAUCGUUGUGUCCGGAACUCAAAAUGUUGCUGCUGGCAGUCAAGAGACUAAAGAGGAGAACAGAGCAGAAUGGAGCGGCAAAAUGCAAUUUUUCCUCAGUAUUAUUGGCUACAGCGUGGGACUUGGGAAUAUCUGGAGGUUCCCUUACCUGUGCCAACAGAACGGUGGAGGUGCCUUUCUCAUCCCCUUUUUCGUGAUGCUAAUCCUAGAGGGUGUACCCCUCUUUUUAAUCGAGCUGGGUCUCGGUCAACGAAUGCGACAGGGUGCCCUUGGCGUAUGGAACACGAUACACCCGUGGCUAGGCGGCAUAGGAAUAGCAUCGUGCAUCGUCACCUUCUUCGUAGCGCUUUAUUACAACGUCAUCAUUACCUGGUGCUUCUACUAUCUUUUCAAUUCGCUCGAGGCUGUCACGAUUAAGUUCGGCGAACCGUUACCAUGGGCGACAUGUCCGAAGGUUGACGGGAAGCCGGUCGAGGAAUGUGUGAAGAGUUCGGAAACUGCCUACUUUUGGUACAGAACUACAUUGGACGCUGCACCGUCGUUUGAAGAAGGCCAGAGUCUCAAGUGGUGGAUCGUCCUUUGUCUGCUGUUAAGCUGGAUCGUCGUCUUCUUUAUCGUGAUGAAGGGAAUACAAUCAUCGGGAAAGGUGGUAUAUUUUACAUCCAUGUUCCCGUAUUUGGUGCUUACUAUCUUUUUUAUUCGUGGAAUAACGUUAAAAGGUGCCAGCGCUGGAUUGGCCCACAUGUACACGCCAAAGAUCGAGAAACUAUUAGAGCCGACGGUCUGGCUCGACGCAGCGACGCAGGUUUUUUACAGUUUCGGGCUAGCGUUCGGCUCCUUGAUCGCGUUUGGAUCGUACAACACCCCGGACAACAACUGCGUCCGGGACGUGAUCCUGGUUAGCGGUUGUACGACAAUGGUCGAUAAGUGCCUCGCCAGGAACAAAGACUUACUAUUCCAAAAUGGACUUACAGCGCACGAGAACAUCACUAUGGAGGAAUACGAUCAGGUUGUAAAUACGUUAAACGCAUCUGUGUUGAAUCUUACUAUUGAAACGUGCAGUCUUAGCGAACAGUUAGAUAACGUAGCAGAAGGGACAGGAUUGGCUUUUAUAGUCUUCACACAGGCGAUAGUCGAAUUGCCUGGCGCGCCAUUUUGGUCCUGCAUCUUCUUCCUCAUGCUUCUAGCACUCGGCCUGGGUUCUCAGAUCGGUAUACUAGAAGGAAUGUUGUGCGUUAUAUUUGACAUAGAUCUAUUCAAGAGAAUAAAGAAGCAAUACAUGACAGGAGUGGUCUGCACUGUCUGCUUUUUCGUUGGUCUGAUCUUCUGCACCGGUGCAGGAGAAUAUUGGCUGAAAAUGUUCGACAGUUUCGCUGGUACCAUUGGUCUUGUAAUGGUCGCGCUCAUGGAAAUGAUUUCUGUCAUCUUCAUCUAUGGUCACGAGAAAUUCACCAAAGAUAUCGAAGAAAUGACAGGAUACAAACCAGGGAUGUAUUGGCAAUUCACCUGGCGGUUCCUCGCGCCCUUAAUUAUGGUCUGUAUUCUCCUCUCCAGUAUAGCGUCUAUGUUCAUCAAAAAGCCCCAAUAUUCUGCUUGGGACGCGUCCCGGGGUAUAACGGUGCCUACCGCCUAUCCCAGCUGGGUGUUGGCCAUAGCGGUUGUCAUCAUUUUCGCGGGCAUCGCGCCAAUACCGAUUGUAUUCCUUUUGAGACGGUUCCAAUGCGUCAAGCUGGACGUUGACAUUCAUCAGGGCAGCAUACGACGUAUCGAUACCACCGUUUCCACCAAAGAGAUGAUGGGCGACGUCGAUAUGGACGAAUAUCACGAUCGCCUCGAGGACUUUCCGGAAGAAGACGAAGAUGUGAACAGCGACGACGAUAACAACAGCGCACCGCCAAUCACGAAGAUCGUGCCCAAUAAAUUUCAGGGUAAACCCUUCAAAAUGGAAGUGAUGGACUAUUAAUCGAACGUUUGUCCCGGGUUCGCGAUCGAUUCUCGACGCUGUUUCGUCGAACGAACAACGGAGAAAGAUGUGGAUAAAUUGGGAAGAAAUUUAUCCCUACGCGAGAGCACACCUUCGGUGUUCUUUAGGAGACGCGUAAGAAGAAAACGAGAGACGAACUUAUCGAUCUGGAUGAUCGAACGAAGAUGAUCGCGAGGUGCUUUUCGAAAGCAAUACUUUACCUUCCGUCGAACCUGUGACACGGGAAUUAGUGUACGAAGCAAAUAAACGAAAACCAAAAACAAAAAAAAAAAAUGAGAAGAACAAAAUAAGAAGAAAAAAGAAAGAAUAAGACAGCGUUACAGAAAAAUGUGGUAAUCGUAACGAGAGAGAGACCGAUUUUAAUCGCGCUCGAGAUCGUUUCGUCGCGCAUUCGUUAUUAUUUUUCUAUUGGUUUGCUCGGUUCUAUGAGACGCAAAGUAUAAUAUCAUUUUUAACGGCCUGAACGUCAUGGAAACGACGACGAUUCUGUUUCACUGUCAAACGAGAUUACACUCUUUGACGUGUUCUUUACGUUUGCUCGUUCGAUUUCAAUUAUACAUCAGACAAAAAAGAAAUUAGAGAAUCACACGUGUAACCACCUGUUUAACAUCGUCGUCGUUCAACAAUUAUAGAUAUCCUCCGCGAAGAAACGAAUCGCGUUGAUAUUAGUCUCCCUCCUUCGCGACUUUAGUAGAAGAAAAAAGAGUAAAAAA
Molecule: messenger RNA, 3072 nt
Organism: Habropoda laboriosa
Lineage: Eukaryota; Metazoa; Arthropoda; Insecta; Hymenoptera; Apidae
Product: sodium-dependent neutral amino acid transporter B(0)AT3
Exons: 13
Coding region: 293-2338 (681 amino acids)
Biological process (GO): sodium ion transmembrane transport
Cellular component (GO): membrane
Source: RefSeq, a predicted model, not a curated record